Messenger RNA from Sitodiplosis mosellana (orange wheat blossom midge), 2706 nucleotides. RefSeq lists its product as uncharacterized. NCBI's taxonomy places the organism in Eukaryota, Metazoa, Arthropoda, Insecta, Diptera, Cecidomyiidae. Bases 363 to 1967 code for a protein of 534 amino acids. The record is from RefSeq and is a predicted model, not a curated record. The transcript is spliced from 6 exons.
UCUUCAGUCGACAAACGGAGUGAGCAAAAUCGUGACAAUGCGGACAUUAUUCUCUCAAAUCCGAUCAUUGUUUUGGUAUUGUUUCCUGUUUUUGUCUGUCGUAAGACGAAAAAAUGCAAUCGUCAGGAGUUUUUGGCUAAGAGGAAAAAAGUUGAUGCCAAAGAGCGUCGGUUUUAGAACCGAACACUUCACUCGUGUGAGCGGCAGCAAUUCGACAAGACAGUCAGUCGCAGAGUAGCAGUAGCUCGAUUCGGUUCGGAAAACCAACGACGUGUAAUUCGGUCAAGUCAUACUAAGAAAAAAGGUGAAGUCAUACAAAUUGUCAUUUCUUGGUGCAAAAAAGCAAAUAACUCACGUACAAAAUGUCAUCGAAAAUGGAUUACGAGACAACAGUGCAAAAAUUGCGCGAAGGUCGCUUGAUGAAACCUGAUUUCGAGCAAAAUUGGACGGGUGCCAUGGUCGGCAAACAUUUGUACAAUGCUGGAUUGUGUCGCAUGCGUGGUGACAGCUAUGUAUUCCCCGGCUACAUGCAUUUCCCAAUCAAUUUGUUCGAUUCAUCAGAAGCCCAACUUCCAUUCAAACUGAAGAAUGCUGCUGGUCAAGUGAACUUCAAUUUUGCGAAUCAGAUGCUGGUGAUACACAAGGGUUUGCAGGAGUAUUACGCGAUGAAAAACCAUUACUAUUGGAUGGGGAUGGAAAUUCAAGAUCGUGCAAACCGUCAAUCGUCAGUACCGACGCCUGAAAAUCUUGCGCCAACGCAAAAACCCAAGAAGAACAUUGUUCCGCAACGGGCAGAUAGUCGCCGCACAAAUGAAAUCAUUCCAGCUGAUGCCCAACCAUCCAUCGAUCAGAAUCCGAAUAUCGACGUUGAUCCGGAGAUCAACCCACAGUAUCAAGAAGCUGACAUUGAUGAAGUGCAUAUCCCUGAUGUGAAUCCGUCGACAAUGUCUGAUUUUGGUGUCGAAGAUCAAGCAGCUCUUCGCCAAGAGGCCCUAGAUGAAUUUGGACCACAAUCAGUUCGAAAUCAAUCAGCGGCAAAUCAAGCACAAAAUUCAGCGGAAGCCGCCGCAAUAAAUCAAGUGCCACAGCAAGCACCGAAUCAGAAUGCAGUGCCAGUCGAUGACGUUCCCAAUCGACGGGUGCGACGUGCCCGUCGUCGUCUUCCUCGCCAGAAUCAAGCCGUUGAUAACGAAUCCGUUUCGGCUCGAGUUGCGCCAGACGAUGAAUUGGAACAGCUUAAUGAUAUGGUUGCUUUGGCUACAAUCAUUUCCGCAUUCACCAAUGCCAAUGGCAUGAGCAAUGGUGUUGAAGCUCGCAACGAUAACGCACCCGGUGACACGGCUCAGGUCUCACCCAUUCCAGAAUAUGACGUUGAAAUUGAAAAUCCAAACGUCGAAGAAGCCACAAAUGCACCAAAUGCCACAGCACCGAAUGCUAAAGCUGCUGAAGCGUCAAACGUUCAAAUGCAAAACACCGUUGCAAAUGAUCCUGGUACAGGAGCUAACGCUCCCGAAGGUGCAUCUAACAUUCAGCCGGCGGAUCUGGAUGAAAAUGGCUUGCCAACCGCACGUCAAUCAGUUGAACGCGCUACACCCGGCUUGAUUGCUGCCAUGAAGAAAUUGGGCAAAUCUCGCAAGCCAUCUCGCAAGACCAAGACGGUUCCAGAGGUACACACACUUGAUCCGGCUGAAUUGAUUCGCCAAGCUCUGGAAGAGCACAAAUACGAGUGGAUCGAUCGUCUUGGCGGUCGACCAAAUUUGUCGGACUACUACAAUCGUAUCGACGAAAUGGUCAUGGAACAUGAUCGUGACCCAGUUGACAUUCAACGUUACUUGGACGUUUAUGAAACACCCGCAACCCGUUUCAAUGCACUGAUCGCACUGACAGACAAGGCCACUGAUGGUUCCAUUUCGAUCGAUCGAUACACAGCAAAUGGCCCAAUUCGUAGCUUCCGACGUGAAGCAUAAGCAUCGAGCUCAAGCCAUGCAAUAAUUUGACGCUUUUCUCUAGAGAGAAUGCCUCUUUUGUGAUCAGAUCACACAACUUUUUUUAGUUCAUUUUUCAUCAAUGUGAAGUUUUUUUUUGUUCACUUUUCAUUAUUUUUUAUCAAUAUUUUCACUUCAUAACGCAUACUGCUUUUGAAUAGCUCCACUUGAGGAAAUAAGCAAGGCAAAGAAAAUAUAUACAAAAGAAAAAUGGUAGAAUAGGCAAUCUUCUUAUAAGAUCAUAAUUCAGGUUUUCUCCUUGGUUCACAAUCGAUUUCCAUUCAAGUUACAUUCAAAAAGCAUUCAAUCCAAAUAGAAAUGAGAUCAGAAUCGCAUUGUUCCGCAAAAAAAUGGUCAAUUUUCAGUCAUAUUCAAUGUGAAGCACAAGCAUGAGUAUAAGCAUUCAAUGUCAUUCAAAGAAACCAGUUGAACAUUCAAACAUAUCAAUCAAUCGGAAAGCACGAAUGCUUUGAAAUUGUCAUCAAUUGACAUUUUCUGUCUGAUGUUGAGAUUUUCGAAUGUUCAUUGCAUUUAAUUGCACACUCAUUUUUUACUUUGCUUCCAAUACAAACAAUUUGUUAGCAUUUUGAAAUUCCAUUCAAUCCAAUGCAUCUUUAUAACAAAAAAAACGUAAGAUUUCUUUAGCAAGUAAGAUUUUUCUCCAACAUUUUUUAUUCAUUCUUCAAUAAUAAAGGCAUAAAAAGCUGCAAUUUGGCAGAAA